AUGCAGACUCUUUGCGUAUUCCUACUCAGCCUCCUCGCAAGAGCAACUAUCGUUGCGGCCCCGCCUCCCAGUUCGCUUGCAAUACGUGACGAUGCUACGCCAAAUGUCAACUCAGCCCACAUGAAUUACCUGGUGGCCCGCAGGCCUGUGCGGCGAAUUAUCUUCGACACCUACGUUGUCAUCGGGGACGAUGAGACAUUUGGUGACCAAAAUUUUGGCCGGAACCAGGACCAGAAAACGAUUCCCAUCGACAACGAGUUCGGCAGCAGCGGUAUCCGACCAUUUCGAAGCGCGAGCCGGGGAUGA
Parathielavia appendiculata is the source of this 306-nucleotide messenger RNA. RefSeq lists its product as uncharacterized. The coding region runs from base 1 to 306 and encodes 101 amino acids. The transcript has a single exon. The record is from RefSeq and is a predicted model, not a curated record. NCBI's taxonomy places the organism in Eukaryota, Fungi, Ascomycota, Sordariomycetes, Sordariales, Chaetomiaceae.